Messenger RNA from Quercus robur (English oak), 2250 nucleotides. RefSeq lists its product as uncharacterized. The transcript is spliced from 4 exons. NCBI's taxonomy places the organism in Eukaryota, Viridiplantae, Streptophyta, Magnoliopsida, Fagales, Fagaceae. The record is from RefSeq and is a predicted model, not a curated record. The coding region runs from base 66 to 1508 and encodes 480 amino acids.
AUGACAAUGAAUGGCAUGGAUUUGUACUAUGCGCUUAUUUUUCAAUUGACGAGCAUCAAACUGCAAUGCUUGAAAAUUUCGAUUCAACAAUAUCUCACUACCUAGUUUGUCAUUUGGAAACUGAUAUAGCUGGUCCAGACAUAAUACUCAAUGUCCAUUGCACCACUAAAGAAGAAUUCAUGUGGCUAGAUACUGAAGAUGGAUUUCUUUGGUUGUCCUAUAUUCCACGUGAGUCGUUCCCAGAUCAGUUCAAUCAAUUCACUUGGAUUAAGGCUUCAAUUAUAAGUGAUUGGCCAGGUGUGAUGGUGCAGAAAUGUGGGCUUAGUUUCUACCACAAGAAUGAUAUUUGGUUUCAGCAAAUAAGAAUAUACUGCAACGAGGAAUACAAGUCUCGAGAUCUCCCCAAUCAAGUAAUGGCUAGUUAUAUAGAGAAAACCAGUAGUGCAAAGAGUCUUCUCUGCAAAAAUGACCCACAACCUAAAGAUCAACACUGCCAAAGCAACCUGCUGGAAUUUGAUCCAUCCCUAGACUAUAAUUCUUGUUUCCCACAAAAGGAAAUUCCACAUUGGUUCAAUAUUCACAGUGGUGAGACUCACGUGAGAUUCUGUCUGACUCGAAAAUUGUAUAAUGACACUACUUGGAUGGGAGUUGCUCUAUGUGCUCUUUUUUCAGUUGCAAAGGAUGUAGCUAAUGUCAAUGACAUUAUGGAUUCAAAAACUUCUUUCAAACUUAUUUGUCAAUUGAAAGCAAGUAAUGGGCCUAAUGAUCUGAGUGUGAAACCUCGCCAUAUCUAUUGGCCAACUAAAGAAGAUCUCAUGAUGUCACUGCAAGGUGGAUCCAUUUGGCUAUCAUAUAUACCGCGUGGAUCGUUUCCUGAUUGGCUAUAUGAUUGUACCUGCAUUAAGGUUUCAUUCAAGACAAAUUUCCAUGGCUUGAAGGUGCAGAAGUGUGGCCUUCGUCUCUUGUACCAGCAUUCCGAGGUAAAUUUCAAGAAAAUAAUCAGGGACUGCAUGAAGUCCAUGACUGAUUCUUCGAGUUUCCUUAAUCAAAUGAAGAUUAAAAAGAGAAAUAGAAAAAUGAGGUCUUGGAUUGAGAGUCAACUUGGCGAAAUUUACCCCCAUCAUAAGGAUCAACGCUGCCAAAGCAACCUACUGGGGUUUGAUCAAUGCCUUUUCUAUGAUCCCCAUUUUCCUCCAAGUGAAAUUUUGGAGUGGUUCAUUGAUUGGAAGGAUGAGCACUGGGUGACAAUCCCUCUCCCUCCAAAUUUGUACAAUGAUAGUACUUGGAUGGGACUGGUUCUAUGUGCUUCUUUUUCUGUCGACGUGAAUCAGACUGCUCACAUUCACAUCAUGGAUUCUGAAUACUAUUGCCUUAUGUUUCAGUUUGUAACAAAUAUUGGUACUGCAAGCCCUCUCAUUGGCUAUCAACUGACUAAAGAAAAUCUCCAAAUGUUAAAGCAAGGUACCAGAUUUAUUUGGCUGUCCUAUAUACCAAGUGGGUCACUUUGAAAUUGUCCAAAUCAAUGCAGCUACAUUAAGGCUUCAAUUACAACCCGGUGCCCAGGCUUGAAGGUGGAGCAAAGUGGCCUUUGUCUCGUGUACAAUCAUGACGAGGACGAGUUUAAGCAAACAAUAGGUGACAGCAUAAAAUCCUCGUCUGAUGAUUCGGAUCUCAUCCCUUAAUUGACAACAGAUAAUGGAAAUAGAGAUAAGCAAAAGCUUGAUGAAGAAGGAACAUCUAGUAAAACCUCCAGCUCUAGGGAGGAGUCUAAUUUUGAAAGUCUGAGGGGAUCCAUUGAUCCUAAAGACAAGGGCAAGGGAGUUCUAGAAGAAUAGCCUCUCUAAUUUCCUUCUGAACUUACAGGUAACUGUAGCUUUGUGUGGCUGAGGAUAGGGAUACCAUUUUCUUGGAGGACCUCAACAAUGAAGUUGACUCAUGGAGGAUGAGGUAGAGCUUUCUUCUAGCUCUUGUAGGCAACAACGACAAGAUUGACCUCCUCAAUUCUUCGAUAAUAUGACGUCUCAUCAUGGUCUUUGAAUCGCCUUAGUGAGGACGAGACAAGUCAAUGAGCUCCUAGUCCUAGGUUUCUCGAUUAUGUAAUUUUUUUUUUCUUCAGUAGAUGUGUAAAAUUGGUAGUAGAUUUCUGUUUUUCAGUUGAUGUAAAUUUGUGUAAAUUUUUUCUUUUUUGAUGAGAUUUAUAAAUUUAGAUGUCUUUUUUUGGUUAAGAGUAAAUUUUGUAGAGAAGUUAAG